Physeter macrocephalus (sperm whale) is the source of this 979-nucleotide messenger RNA. RefSeq names its product protein tyrosine phosphatase receptor type C associated protein (gene PTPRCAP). Bases 132 to 749 code for a protein of 205 amino acids. The transcript has 2 exons. The record is from RefSeq and is a predicted model, not a curated record. NCBI's taxonomy places the organism in Eukaryota, Metazoa, Chordata, Mammalia, Artiodactyla, Physeteridae.
GAGCAGGGUGUCGUGGGCAGGAAGCGGAAGCGCCGAGUUAACCCCGGGUGCAUCAAGAGCGCAAGCUCAUUUCUCGCUCCACACGGCCAGGGCUGGAGGUGGGCGCCCGGCGCUGAGAGGCCAGCAGACCGAUGGGCCUGCCCUGCGUCCUGGGGCUCUGGACUCUGCCGGCCCCGCCAGGGGCCCCGGGCCCAGGCAGCGGCGCCGAGGACAGCCCGGGCCCCAGCUCCUCGGUCGCUGUCAUCCUGCUGCUGCUGCUGCUGCUCCUGCUGGCCACCGGCCUGGCGCUGGCCUGGCGCCGCCUGAGCCGGGACUCGGCGGGCUACUACCACCCGGCCCGCCUGGGCGCCGCGCUGUGGGGCCGCGCUCGCCGCCUGCUCCGGGCCAGCCCUCCAGGCCGCUGGCUCCGGGCUGAGCUGGGGUCGCCAGACGAGGAGCCGCGGCGGCAGGAGGACGGGCAGGGUGCGGCAGAUGACUACGACCCGGGUGCCGGCCAAGAGGAGCGUGCGUCCCGGGACGGAGAGCGGCGAGGAGCGGGGCCCGGCCCGCGGCAGGCCCCGGAGCCGGCCGAGGAAGCCUACGGCGGUGACAGCGGAGGGGGCCUGGGCCUCGGCUGCCAGGGGCCGCUGGGCUCGAGGGGCAGCGCCGAGGCCCUGCUGAGUGACCUGCACGCCUUUGCCGGCAGCGCGGCCUGGGACGACGGCGCUGAGGCGGCUGGGGGCCGGGGCCUCCACGUCACCGCGCUGUAGGAGCCGGCCCUGGUGCCGCAUCCCGGUCACCGUGCCUCCGCUUCCCGAGCUGCCGUGGCCGGACGCAGCCUGCCCUGGCUCAUGUCACCCACACCCCCGCUUGGAGAGCCUCAGACAGUCACUCCCCCGCAAGAGUUCUAGUCCCCAAGUCUGUGUAUCCCUGGCCCCUCCGGGAAGGCCAUCCGUCCCCAGGGGCACGGGGCAGCCAUCCGAAAUAAAACCCCUCCAGC